AUGGUCUUCAUUUUUAUUCAUAGUGUAAGGUUUAAAUUAAACACACCCAGCUCACCCGCAAACAUGAGCUUACUGCUAUACGUAUCUUCCUCUAAGAGCCCUAUUUUUCGUGACGAAGCUGCAUCUUCCGACAUCACAUUAAACUUCGAGGGAUACCCAUAUCAAUACGCUCAGAAAGACUGUCUAGUUCAUCGCCACUGUACGGAAUAUGGUGAACCAGGCCAGAUUGGCUUCUUGUGA
Fusarium poae is the source of this 240-nucleotide messenger RNA. RefSeq lists its product as uncharacterized. The transcript has 3 exons. The record is from RefSeq and is a predicted model, not a curated record. The coding region runs from base 1 to 240 and encodes 79 amino acids. Lineage: Eukaryota; Fungi; Ascomycota; Sordariomycetes; Hypocreales; Nectriaceae.